Molecule: messenger RNA, 1065 nt
Organism: Trematosphaeria pertusa
Lineage: Eukaryota; Fungi; Ascomycota; Dothideomycetes; Pleosporales; Trematosphaeriaceae
Product: pre-mRNA-splicing factor CWC21
Exons: 2
Coding region: 44-592 (182 amino acids)
Source: RefSeq, a predicted model, not a curated record
CACUGCCCAUCUGCAGACCACAACUCGUACCUUAGCACUCACCAUGUCGUCCAACGUCGGUCUCUCUACUCCCCGCGGCAGCGGUACCUCCGGAUACGUCCAGAAGAACAGAUCACUCCUCAAGCCGCGCGACAAGGCGGCACCCUAUCCCCAGGACUGGGAGCAGACGAAGCACCGCCAGCGCCAGCCAGACCCAGAAAUCCUGGAGCACGAGCGCAAACGAGAUAUUGAAGUCAAGGUUAUGGAGCUCCGCGACAAGCUCGAAGAUGAAGGUGUCGAUGACGACGAAAUCGACGACCGAUGCGAUGGCCUCCGCAGGAAGCUCGAAGAAGAUCACAAAGCUGGCAAAGACACAGGGCCGAAUGCGCGGACCCUAAAAGCGCAUCAGGUACACGACCUUGCGAAAGCGAAGAUCGAGGAGAGCGAGCGGUUACGGAAGGCGCUCGGCAUCUCUGAGGACUACGAGGAGGGAAGCCAUUGGAGGAAGCAAGAAGAGCGGCUACGGGAGUCGUUGGCGCAGCGGGAGAGGGAAGAUGAAGAGCACUUGGAGAAGGCGAAGGAGGCGCGACGGUAUAAGGACGAGUCUGACUGAACGAUAGUCAUCGGACGGCUCUCUUUCUAUAGAUGGCUGGCGUUUGGAUGGUGUUUAUUGAUACCCUCGACGACUGCAAUGAAUACGAGUGCAUAGACGGUAGCGAACGGAUAGGUUUUUCAAACUAACCCCAAGAUGGGCUUCCUCCCAUCCCAAACCAAGUGCGAUCCGCGCAAGGAAUAACUAAAGGCGAUUCACAACGGCUUUCCUGGGCAUCACCUGGCAACCUGUGGCGGUACGAGGAUCUCGCAGCUGGCUCGUUGGAUAUGGAACCCAGCCCGUCGGAGCGAGAACUGCUGGUGUGGAAACUUCCGUGUAUAUCUUGAGACUGGCUCGGCGUGGUAUCCCAUUCUAUCAUGUUUGUGCUCAUUUAUUAGGAUUUAGAUUGGUGAGGCUCAGCCCUGUGUGCCGAACACCCGUCUCUUCCCAAUCAAGACUUCACAAGCUCCACACAUGGUCUGCCUUUCUCAGCG